Molecule: messenger RNA, 507 nt
Organism: Trichoderma virens Gv29-8
Lineage: Eukaryota; Fungi; Ascomycota; Sordariomycetes; Hypocreales; Hypocreaceae
Exons: 4
Coding region: 1-507 (168 amino acids)
Source: RefSeq, a predicted model, not a curated record
AUGCUGGCUCGACUUGUUGCCCUGAGGUGGAGGGGACGAAUACUAUGGCUGGUUACCUUGGGCAUCCACCUACCUAGAGGAGGUAGAGUAGCACGGCCUGAGAAGAUCAUCUGGACGGCACGGAAGUUGGGAUCGGCAAUGAAAAAGUCCCCGUUUGCUGACCAAACGAAGCUCGGAGGUCAGACCUAUGAUUUUGAUCUCGGGCCCGGCUUGACGGCUAAGGGUCUGCCGCUUUUUAGCUCUGGCAAGUCAAUGGAUAACUACCGGUUUCUUGGUGCUGAGAACUUAGUAUUGUGGGUUGAGUGUGAAGCACAGUACUGCACUCCGUAUGAGUACGAGUACGUCUCAACCUCUGCCAACCAAGUAGUCGACAGCAUGCCGUCCACCGCGUCAUUUGUUAAGCCCUGCUAUCAUAAUUCAGCUCUUCUCCUCUUUGUCCUAGCCAGGUUCCCGGUUCACAUCGAUACGAACUCGCGUGUCGGCGGUUUUAUGAGCGUCAUCUUCUAA